AUGAAGAAUCCUUUCCUUCUGCCGUACUCGUUCGAUGAACUCCUUAAAUUGACAAAUUCAGAAAUUUUGAUUGUCCGACUGCUAUCCACUGCAUUUCGAGGACACCUGAAUUCAGCAUGUAGUUCAGAAUCAAAAAAUGAUAAAUUAAAAAUAGCCUUGGAACAAAAACGUCUACAAUUACAAUUAGAAAUAAUACAAAUAUCCGAAUCAUUUAAAAAAUCUGAUGAUGAUAUUAUUCAAACAACAUUAAAUAUUUAUAAUGGACUUAUUCGUUCUGAACCAGCAAAAAAACAUGAUAUUUAUACACGUUGUCCACAAUUUAAUCGUCAAAAAUAUCUUGAACAAUGUCGUACACAUGAAUAUUUUUGGACUAAUUUUAUUGAACCACAUAUUUUAACUGGUAGUAAAAGAUUAAAAAGUAUAAAACAACAAACAAGUUUUAUAUUAGAACCAUUACUUAAUGAAUAUAAAGAUCGUUUUCGAAAUUGGUUUAUUGAUAUUGAUGAUGAUAAAAAAAAUGAAGAAUCUUUAAUUAAUAUAUUUGAUAUAUUAUUACCAGAAUUGAGUAAAGAAAUUAAAUCUAUUUUAUCAACUAUUGAAAUAUCUUAUACUAUACCAGAAACUAUUGCUAAUCUUAUUAAUAUUAUUGAUAAUGUUAUGAAACGACAUAUAUCUGGUAGAGAACAAACAUUAAAUUUAGCAUCUAUUACAGGUGAUCUUACUUUUAUUGCUUUAAAAUUAUCAAUUCAUAAAGCAAUUGAUAUAGAAAAAACAAAACAUCGACAAUGGUUAGAUUCAACAAUAACAGAUCUUAAUGAUAUUGAAUCGAUUAUAAUAAAACAAUAUUCAUAUAAUGAAAAUACUGAAAAACAAGCAGAUAUUUUUUUACAAUUAUUAGUUAAACAAAUUGUUAAUGAAAGUAAUAGAAUUUAUAAACAAAUUUUAAUUGAUCAUCUUUAUAUAAAAAUAAUUGAUGAAUCAUCUAUAAAUAGUCAAAAUAUUUUAUAUGAUGCUUAUGAACAAUCAAUGAAUUCUAAACCAAUUAAUGGUGAAAAUAUUUUAAAAUAUAUUAAAAAUAUUAAUCGUUAUUGUUUAGAAAUUUGUUUUAAUAAAAUUGAUAUAAUUAAACAACAUAUUGUUAAUGUUAAUGUAAAUGAAUUGAUUAAAAAAAUAAAUGAAUGUUUACUAAAAGUGGGACAAGUUAUUCAAAAUAAUGAAUGUAAAAAUUUAGAACAAUUAUAUGCUGAUUUAAUUAAAGAACUUUGUCUUAUAUUACCAGGUUUUAAUAGUCAAUCAAAUAUAAAUAUUAAAUCAUCAUUUGAUAUUGAUAAUUCAUAUCAAUUUAAACAAUAUUUUCUAACAAUGGAUAUACUAGAUAGUGAAACAUUUCUUGCCAAUGAAAUUAAUUGUAUUCGAAAAAAUUUUCAUUAUGAAGCAAAUCAUACAUGUAGAACAUUAAUUAAAGGUAUACUCGGAUGUCAAAGCAAAUGUCCUGGAUGUGGUACAAAAUGUGAAAAUAAUGAAGAAAAUCAUCAACAUCAUUUCAGUCAACAUCAUCUAUCAAUGGCAUUUACAGGUUGGAAUAUUGGAGAAGAAAAAUUACCUAAUUUAAAAUUAUGUUAUCAAAAUUGGCAUAUAGAUAAAUUUAUAAUUCGUGACAAAGAAUUUUUUCCAAUAAGCACUUAUUAUCAAGAAUAUGCUAAAGAUUGGUUCGAUGAUCUGAAUGAAAAAUCGAAAACAGGUAUAAAUCAUUCAAAAGAAAUACCACCACAGGAACAACGUCGUGCUUGGAUGGCCGUACGUAAAAAAGUAGUCAAACGUCAUGGAUUAAAUGAUUAUACAUCAUAUGAUGAUAAACGAUAUCCAUCGACAAUACAAAGUUUAUCUUCAAAUUUUAAAGUUAAAUGGAAAGAUUUAUUAAAUAAUUAA
Molecule: messenger RNA, 1929 nt
Organism: Didymodactylos carnosus
Lineage: Eukaryota; Metazoa; Rotifera; Eurotatoria; Philodinida; Philodinidae
Source: the annotation of a GenBank genome assembly